AUGUCGUCCAAAUUGUCCGUUUUACCCUCAACAAAAGAUUCUCCGUUGGGAAUGAUUGUGGACACAGAAUCAGCUGCAGGAACCGCAUGGGUAUUACCGGAGAAGUUGAAAAUGGAAGUUGGGGAGUCGAGGGUCCCGGAGGUGGCCCGCCACACCUUGAGCACGUCGAGGCACGGUGGGGACACCGCCACGUGGCGGGGCGGCGGCCGAGGGACUGGGAAGUGGCGGUGGAGUUGGGCCGGUUGUGAGGCGCGGGCCUCGGCCUCGAGCCGGGCGGCUUCCCACUGGGCCAUGUGGCUGAGUGUAGCCGCGUGUUGGGAUUGGGCCGAGCUACUGGUCUUGGGCUUGUGGGUUGUUGGGUCGAUGCCCAUUCUGGACAGGCGUUUCUUGAGGCGGGUCAGGCCCUGA
Striga asiatica is the source of this 408-nucleotide messenger RNA. Lineage: Eukaryota; Viridiplantae; Streptophyta; Magnoliopsida; Lamiales; Orobanchaceae. The record is from the annotation of a GenBank genome assembly.